Molecule: messenger RNA, 2400 nt
Organism: Trichoderma citrinoviride
Lineage: Eukaryota; Fungi; Ascomycota; Sordariomycetes; Hypocreales; Hypocreaceae
Product: ARM repeat-containing protein
Exons: 1
Coding region: 1-2400 (799 amino acids)
Biological process (GO): endonucleolytic cleavage to generate mature 5'-end of SSU-rRNA from (SSU-rRNA, 5.8S rRNA, LSU-rRNA); ribosomal small subunit export from nucleus; endonucleolytic cleavage in 5'-ETS of tricistronic rRNA transcript (SSU-rRNA, 5.8S rRNA, LSU-rRNA)
Cellular component (GO): preribosome, small subunit precursor; nucleolus; 90S preribosome
Molecular function (GO): RNA binding
Source: RefSeq, a predicted model, not a curated record
AUGCCCAAGCCGCGAACAAAACGAGGCGCCGUGCGCGAGGAGCGCAAGCGCAAACAUUCCGAAACUGCCAAUCCCAACGCCCACGAACACAAGCGCCAGCGCCGAGACGAUGACGAAGGCGACUACAACAACACCAACGACUACAGCACUCACUACCACAACGCAAAUGGCGAGGAGGAGGACUACGGAUCCUCGCAUCACCAGGGCGGUGGUGGUCCCGGCGAACGCGAGUUCUUCGGCAUGCUGGCCGACGACGAGCAGGAGUACUUCCGACGAGCCGACGAGAUGCUCGAGCUGAACCAGUUCCCGACCCCCGAGGACCGCGACAUGUUCCUGCAGAGCGUCUACCGCGAGGCCAGGGGCAAGGAGCUCAAGAUCGCCAGCAGCCAGUCCUGCUCGCGGCUCAUGGAGCGCCUGAUCCAGCUCGCCAGCACCUCGCAGAAGAAGCAGCUGUUCGAGGCCUUUGGCGGCCACUUCCUGUCGCUGGUGCAGCACCGCUUCGCCAGCCACUGCUGCGAAGCCCUCUUCCUCCGGUCCGCCGGCGUCGUCACGCAGGAGCUCGCCGGCUUUACCGGCUUCGUCAUGGACACCAAGGGCGCCGACGUCGAGGAGCAGCAGCCGGAGGCGUCCAUGGAGCACCUGUUCCUGGCCACGCUGGACGAGCUCGAGGGCAGCCUGGGGUACCUCAUCACCGACCGCUUCGCCUCACACACGCUGCGGGUCCUGUUGCUCGUCUUGUCCGGGAUGCCCCUGGAAGAACAAUCAUCGCGGACGCUGCUCAAGAGCAAGAGGAAAGAGAAGAUUACAGUGGUUGGGUCAACAGAGGCGGAUGCGCAAAACCGCGGCAAGCGAGCUGUGCCGGCAUCCUUCAUCAUGGCGGCCAACAAGAUUAUGCGGGAUUCGGUGGAAGGGAUGGACGCCACGGCGAUUCAGGUCCUGGCCAAGCACCCCAUUGGCAACCCGAUCCUGCAGCUCAUCUUGGAGCUGGACCUGACGCUCAACAAGGGUGAGGCCAAGGCCAAAGGCGAGGAUGGGAACGCUGGCGAUGCCUCGCCUUCUCUGCUCCAGAAGCUGCUCCCUGGAGCCCCUAAAUCUCUAUCUGAUGGCUCUUCUGCGGCCUCCGAGUUCGUCAACGGCAUGAUCUACGACCAAAUCGGCUCCCGGCUCAUCGAGACCCUCGUCACUCACGCGCCGGGAAAGAUCUUCAAGGCGCUCAACCAAAACAUUUUCCUUCCUAGGAUACAGGGCUACGUCCGCAACGACAUCUCCUGCUACCCGGCCAUCCGGGUACUGCAGCGGCUCGGCAAAGAUGAUCUCGCCAAGGCCGUCGAUCAGAUUGCGCCGACCGUCCCACAGCUGGUCUCCAAAGCAAGAUACAACGUCCUGUCGACCCUCUUCGAGCGAUGCGCGGCCCGAAACAUCAAUGACGAAAUCAAGAAGUUAAUGAAGGGCCUGAAAGAGGGCUGCGGCAGUCAACCCGCCGACCUAGUCAUGACAUUGUGCUCUUUAUCUGCCAGCGAAGAGGAAGAGCAGAAAAAGAAGAAGGAUGUACAGCAGGUGACCAAGAACCAAUACGCCGUCCAGUCUCACGGCGCCAAGCUGUUGACCACUCUCCUAUCCAUCCCCGGCCCAUCCAAGGCCGUCCACGAAUCCAUCCUCGCCUUGCCAUCCGACCUCGUCCUCCGCCUCGCCAACACCUCGCUGCCCACCGUCACCGUCCUCACCACCGCCAUCGCCACGCCGUCUUCCAACUCCGUCUUCCAAAAGGGCCUCGUCAACACGCUGAUGCCACACAUAGCCGACCUGGCAACAUCCCAGUACGGCCACAACCUCAUCAACGCCAUCGCCGAGAUCCCCAGCAAGGGCAAGGACUGGAGCAUACCCCAGCACAUCAAGGACAAGGUCAUGACCGCCCUCGCGUCGCACGAGCCCCAGCUGAGAGAGUCGUGGAUGGGGCGGAGCGUCUGGCGGACGUGGAAGGGAGACAUGUGGAAGACGCGGCGCUUUGACUGGAAGAACUGGAUGAAGGAGCUUGACGAAAUCAAGGCGCCGGCUGCGGCUGCGCCCAAGAACAAGGGCGAAGUCAAGGCCAACGGCGAGAAAAAGACGGCAAAGGAGGAGGAGGCGGAGGAGGAUGCUGAGCAAAAGGACGAAAAGACGGAUGAAGUUGCGGAAGACGUAAACGGAAACGGCAACGGCAACGACGAAGCUGCCGCCGUCCGAAAAGAGAAGAAGGAUAAGAAGGACAAGAAGGCAAAAAAGGAAAAGAAGGAGAAGAAGAAGAAGGCGGAAGAAGAAGCGGGAGAAGGCGGCGAGGCGCAGGAAAAGAAGAAGAAGAGAAAAGAGAAGAAGAAGAAAUCCAAGGACGGCGACGUCGAGAUGGCUGAUGCCGAGGAGUGA